UCCAGAGAAUUAGGGUCCAGGAGUGAAGCCCAAUUGAAAUGUGCUAAAAUAUUGACCCAAGAGAAGUUACGUGGCGGUGGAUCGCUUAAGAGCAAAUCUAUAAAGCCCAAAACUGAAUAUAAGUCGAUGAAAGCCCAAAUUCAGAAACCGAAACUCUCCAAAUUUUCUUGAUUUCGUCAUAUCUAACGCCAACUGCAGUGUCUAUAUUUUGUUGAAAAUUUGUGUGCCAUGUUGAUCAUUGGCAACUGGUACACGAAAUGCUUAAAAGAACCAACGGGCUCUGUAGUUAACCGUACUUCACAGUUCAGUUCUGCGGAGGAUAGAACCGUGCUUCUGGAGAAGAGGGAGCCGGCAGAGUUGAUACGCUGUUGGGUUGUUGCAGUUCCUAUACGUAUAUGAUUGUUAUGACCCUUUGGAUCCAAAUGGAAAUAUUACGGUUACCUUUGAUAUACUUAAGUAUACACUUGAUGGCUAUGCGGCAAGAGUAACCAUCCAAAACUACUACCAGUAUCGCCAUGCGGAGAAACCAGGUUGGAAAUUAGGAUGGACAUGGGCCAAAGAUGAGGUUAUUUGGUCAAUGUCUGGUGCUUUUGCUAUCCAACGAGGAAAUUGUUCAUCCUUCAAAUACGAGGUACCACAUUCUUGCAAGCCAGACCCUGUGAUCGUUGAUCUGAUGCCAGAUGCAAUGCCGCGAAACAGAUGUGAUGGUUGCUGCCGUGGUGGCAUCCUUGCUUCGUGGGCCAUUGACCCAUCCAUGUCUUACUCAUCCUUUGAGAUUGUAGUUGGCAAUUUGGAGCAGAAUUCUACAGGAUACAAACCUCUGAAUCUUACCCUAUUGGCUCCUGGACCUGGUUACACUUGUGGUCCAGUUAGGGACACUAGUCCUACAGUUUUCUCAGUUAUUGGGGGAAGAAGAGAAGAGGAAGUCUUCAGAACAUGGAAAUCGACAUGCACAUAUUCCAGCUAUUUAGCUAGCAAAACACCAGUUUGUUGUGUUUCACUUUCAACAUUUUACAAUCCUACCAUCACGUCAUGCCCUUCUUGCAGCUGUGGAUGUCGAGUAGCAGAUCAGUUUGCAACCUCAUGCAUUAGAGAAGGUGUUAUUCCAUCAAAUUUGCUCAAUGCUGAUCUGGUUCGAUGCACUGAUCAUAUGUGCCCUCUUCGCAUUCACUGGCAUAUUAAAAGCAAUUAUAUCACUCAUUGGAGAGUUAAAUUGACUGUCUCUAACUACAACUAUGGAAGAAAUUACUCAAACUGGAAUGUUUUGGUUCAACAUCCUGGGUUUGGACAGCCUUCUGCUGCAUUCAGCUUUAACAGUACAAUGCUUCCAACUACCGGUGUCCCAGAAGAUGUAGCUCUCUUCUGGGGAAAAGCCUUCAACAACACAGAACUCUUGCAAGCUGAUCAGUAUCAAGUGGGAUCGGUGACUACAGAGAUACUUCUGCAAAAAGAUUCAGGUUCAUUUACUCUGAGUAAUGGGUGGGCUCUUCCUAGAAAAAUAUAUUUCAAUGGUGAGAAUUGUCAGAUGCCCCUUCCAGACGCUUUCCCGAUGCUACCAAAUGGCAGCCUGAGUCGAGUGCCUUGUCGUCUCCAGUUUCUUCUUCUAAUUGCAGUUUACUUGCUGACAGAAUCUUUGUUGGGUUAUGAUAUACAUUUCAUCCUACAGCCCUUCAACCUUUAAAACCAUUGGUUCUUGACAUGCUUGAAAAUCAUAUGUAAAUAAAAGUUUAUCCAUUUGUAAAGAGUUGGAUUUCUCUCUUAGAUUGUGAAUGGUGUUUGAUGUUGCUCUGUGCCCAUCAACAGAAUUAGGAUAACCAGUUCACCUUUCUCUUGACUUCUGAAGAAGGCAUUGUAACAUGCAGUAUCUUGUAUGUAAGAAAUUUAAUCUCUCUCCAUUAAAAAAGAAAAGGUGGAGAUAAAGAAUUCAG
This is a messenger RNA of Sesamum indicum (sesame), 1928 nucleotides long. RefSeq names its product COBRA-like protein 1. Gene Ontology annotation, cellular component: plasma membrane. The record is from RefSeq and is a predicted model, not a curated record. Gene Ontology annotation, biological process: plant-type cell wall cellulose biosynthetic process; cellulose microfibril organization. NCBI's taxonomy places the organism in Eukaryota, Viridiplantae, Streptophyta, Magnoliopsida, Lamiales, Pedaliaceae.